UCAUCACACUCCAAGCCUUCGAUUCUUCCACUGCUCUCCAGAAGACAGUUCAUCACCAGCAACACACUCAUACCUCCACCUUCAUCAUGCAGUUCUCCUCCAUUGUCACCUUCGCUCUGCUGUGCGCUGCAGCCACCGCCUCCUCCCUCAACGCUGGUGCCAAUCAGUUGGACAAACGACUCUUCUGCAACGACGCGACAUGUAACACCCAGUGUCUCAACGCCAAUGCCCUUAGUGGGCAAUGCGGUGGGACGGAGGACCUUCGCUGCAUCUGCAGUUACAGGGUGCCAUUGGCUGACACGAAGGGUGCCGCUGCCCCUGCCGGUCCUGCUGCCCCUGCCGCAGGUCCCUGAGGAAUAUUGUCUUGGAACAAGGCGUUUGGCGUGGCUAUUACAUGACACGCCUGCUUCAACUUUUCUCAUCUUGGUCACUCGUUCUCAUAAUUAAUAAUUAAUAUCAAAUUU
Messenger RNA from Aspergillus fijiensis CBS 313.89, 464 nucleotides. RefSeq lists its product as uncharacterized. The record is from RefSeq and is a predicted model, not a curated record. Lineage: Eukaryota; Fungi; Ascomycota; Eurotiomycetes; Eurotiales; Aspergillaceae. The coding region runs from base 87 to 353 and encodes 88 amino acids. The transcript has 3 exons.